This is a messenger RNA of Marmota monax (woodchuck), 7412 nucleotides long. RefSeq names its product SH3 and PX domains 2B (gene Sh3pxd2b). Gene Ontology annotation, biological process: superoxide anion generation. Lineage: Eukaryota; Metazoa; Chordata; Mammalia; Rodentia; Sciuridae. Gene Ontology annotation, molecular function: superoxide-generating NADPH oxidase activator activity; phosphatidylinositol binding; protein binding. The transcript has 13 exons. The coding region runs from base 94 to 2808 and encodes 904 amino acids. The record is from RefSeq and is a predicted model, not a curated record.
CGUGCUCGGCGCGGGCUCCGGAUCGCGCUCGUCCCCGCUCCCGGCUCCCGGCUCCGGUCCCUCAGCCCGCCCCGGCCCCGCGGAUCAGCGGCCAUGCCGCCGCGGCGCAGCAUCGUCGAGGUGAAAGUGCUGGACGUGCAGAAGCGGCGGGUGCCCAACAAGCAUUAUGUCUACAUCAUCCGCGUCACGUGGUCCAGCGGCUCCACCGAGGCCAUUUACCGGCGCUACAGCAAGUUCUUCGACCUGCAGAUGCAGAUGUUGGACAAGUUUCCCAUGGAAGGAGGGCAGAAGGACCCCAAGCAGCGCAUCAUCCCCUUUCUGCCAGGCAAGAUCCUGUUCCGGAGAAGCCACGUCCGGGAUGUGGCCGUCAAGCGCCUGGUACCAAUUGACGAGUACUGCAAGGCCCUGAUCCAGCUGCCCCCCUACAUCUCUCAGUGUGAUGAGGUGCUGCAGUUCUUUGAGACAAGACCCGAGGACCUGAAUCCCCCCAAAGAGGAGCACAUUGGAAAAAAGAAAUCUGGGGGAGACCUGACCUCGGUGGACCCCAUGGUCCUGGAGCAGUAUGUGGUGGUGGCCAACUACCAGAAGCAGGAGAGUUCAGAGAUCAGCCUCAGUGUGGGGCAGGUGGUGGACAUCAUCGAGAAGAACGAGUCAGGUUGGUGGUUCGUCAGCACCGCUGAGGAGCAAGGCUGGGUCCCCGCCACCUGCCUGGAAGGGCAGGACGCUGGGCAGGAUGAGUUUUCCCUGCAGCCUGAAGAAGAGGAGAAGUACACGGUCAUCUACCCAUACACAGCCCGCGACCAGGAUGAGAUGAACCUGGAGAGAGGGGCCAUGGUGGAAGUCAUCCAGAAAAACCUGGAGGGCUGGUGGAAGAUCAGGUACCAAGGCAAAGAGGGCUGGGCCCCCGCCUCCUACCUGAAGAAGACCAGCGGGGAGCCCUUGCCCCCGAAGCUGGGCCCCGGCUCGUCUGCCCCCUCGGGCACCCUCGACCUGGACGGCGUCUCCCGGCAGCAGAGCGCAGUGGCCAGGGAGAAGGAACUGCUCAACAACCAGAGGGACGGCCGCACCGAAGGCCGCAUGGCGCCCGAUGGCGAUGUCCGGCAGAGAUCACCAAAGAUGAGGCAGAGACCCCCUCCUCGCCGGGACAUGACCAUCCCUCGGGGUCUCAACCUGCCCAAGCCGCCCGUCCCGCCCCACGUGGAGGAGGAGUACUACACCAUCGCCGAGUUCCAGACCACCAUCCCCGACGGCAUCAGCUUCCAGGCCGGCCUAAAGGUCGAGGUGAUCGAGAAGAAUCUGAGCGGCUGGUGGUACAUUCAGAUCGAAGACAAGGAAGGGUGGGCCCCAGCAACCUUCAUCGACAAGUACAAGAAGACCAGCAAUGCCUCGAGACCCAACUUCCUGGCUCCCCUGCCCCACGAGGUGGCCCAGCUCCGGCUGGGGGACGCAGCGGCAGUGGAGAACAACGUGGGCAGCGAAGCCAUGGGCCCCUCCCGGCCCCUGCCUGAUACCCCGCACGGUGCCCUCGACUCUGGGAUGUCCUGGUGCAAAGACUGGAAGGGUGGGAAGGAGGCCCUGAGGAAGGCGUCCACAGACGCAUCCUCAUCGGCAGGCUACGAGGAGAUCUCAGACCCUGGCCUGGAGGAGAAGCCCAGCCUCCCUCCGCGGAAGGAGUCCAUGAUCAAGUCGGAGGGGGAGCUGCUGGAGAGGGAGCGGCAGAGGCUGGAGCAGCUCCGCGGCUCCUCGCCGAAGCCUCCUGGCAUGAUCCUGCCAAUGAUUCCGGCCAAGCACUCCCCGGCCCGGGACGGCAGGAAGCCAGAGCCCAAACCUGAGAAAAGCAAGUUAUUCCAGCUGAAGAAUGACAUGGGGCUGGAGUGCGGCCACAAGGUCUUGGCCAAGGAAGUGAGGAAGCCCAACCUCCGGCCCGUCUCCAAGUCCAAGGCUGAGCCCGAGGAGAAGCCAGAAGCCGUCCCCCAGAAUCCAUUCCUGAAGUCCAAACCUCAGGUCAGGCCCAAACCAGCUCCUUGCCCUAAGACAGAGCCACCUCAGGGCGGAGACCAAGUGGAUAUCUGCAACCUUAGGAGUAAGCUCAGGCCUGCCAAGUCCCAGGAGAAAUCCUCACUGGACGGGGAGAGUGCCCUGGCUGCUGGGGGCCAAGACAUGGCCUUCAGCCGAAGCUUCCUUCCAGGUGGGGAGGGACCUGGCCGUGCCCAGGAUAGGCCUGGCAGACAGGACGGACUCAGCCCAAAGGAGCUGUCCUGCAGAGCCCCCCUGCGGCCAGCCAAGACCACCGAUCCUGGGCCCAAGAAUGUGCCCGUCCCUGUCCAAGAGGCGACCCAGCAGAGACCUGUGGUCCCACCCCGGAGACCACCGCCCCCCAAGAAAGGCUCCUCCUCGUCUUCCUCCAGACCCCUCCCGGAGAUCAGAGGGCCACAGCAGGAAGCCAGCGAAAGCAGGGCGGCUGCUGCCCCCGGCCGUGCCCUCCUCGUGCCCCCAAAGGCCAAACCUUUCCUCUCCAAUUCCUCUGGGGGCAAAGGCGGGCUGGGGCCGCGGGCAGCUGGCAAAGCAGAGGACCACAGAGAGAGGGCAGCUGCGGCCUCCUUGCCCGACAUCGACGGCCUGAAGGACUCUUUGUACGUGGCCGUGGCCAACUUUGAAGGAGACGAAGACACGGGCAGCUUCCAGGAAGGGACGGUGUUCGAAGUCCGGGAGAAGAGCAGCAGUGGCUGGUGGCUGUGCCAGGCCGUCAGCGGGGCCCCUUCCUGGGAGGGCUGGAUCCCCUCUAACUACCUCAGGAAGAAGCCCUAGCGCCCUCCUGCCGGAGGCCCACUGCUGCCCACGUCCUUCCCACGUAUUUAAUGGCCUCUUAAUUUAUCCAACUCCACAAUUCAGCUCCUCCCCUGGGAGGCUGGAGAGUGAGCGGCUGACCCGGAGCCGGGUCUCCCCCUGUGGUGGCAUCCCAAAGGUGCACGCCACAGCCCCCGCUCCAUGGGGGUCCUCGCCAGCACCCUGCCUUAACAGACCUACUCCUCUUGACCAGUGGCGGUGACCCUCCCAAGCCUCCAGGAUCAGCUCCUGUCACCAGGAGGAGUUCCACGCUGGCUCCCCCAUUGCCUGGAGAGGCACAGGACGGGGCAGCUUGCCCGGUCCACCAUGACUUGCUCUGAUUCUCCAUGUUUCUAGAAGUCCAGGCGCUUUGCUCACUGUCUCCCAAAUGCCUGGUGCCAGGAAGAGUGGUGACCGGUGGGCAUCAGCUCCAUUGCCAGUCCCCAGGAAAGUGGCCUCUUCCCCGAGCCCCAGGCCCUCCAGCUUCUGAGGCCCCAGCAGAUGCCUCUCUCCCAGGAGGGGCCUGGAGGUCCACCAGCCACCCUGCUCCUGUCUUCUGCCUUGGACCUGAGCAGCGCCACAGGCUGGCCCUGGCCCCAGCACGCUUCACUUCCUGCUGCAGGCUCUGCGCCACCUGGGGCUCUUCAAGGAGAACUCCUGUCCCCUGCUUGGGACAUUUCAUGUUUGUCUUCCUAGGACCAGAGGCUCGAGUUUGUCUGGGUAAGGGUCCAUUCACAAGCCACACCCCUUGUGAGCACCGCCCCCUCCCCCAGUAGCCAACAGGUGCCAAAUAUGAGGUGGCACUUAGCACUCAUGGUUUAGUGCUCACAGAGACCUCCGUCACCAAGCCCAUUCAUAGAUGAGGAAACUCAAUUCAGCCAAGGACGUGCUAGCCAGGAAGAGAGGAAAGAGGAUUUCUGACCAGGCUGCCUGAGUUCCCCCACAGGGAAAGGCAAACCAGUAAGAUGGAGGGGGCCGCCAGGAGAGGUGGCCCCGUGGCUUCCUUGUGGUGUGAGCAGGGGACGCCUGCUCCCCCACCUGAUGUCCCUCUCAGGCCCCUGCAGCAUAUAUAGCAGGCUGCCCGGAGGUGAGCAGCUGCUGCCCCAGCUUGGGGGGACUGUGGGGUCCUGAUUGGCUGGCACAGACCCUAUUCCCUGCUCCUGUGCUGGUGCCCCUGAGGGGAUGAGGCCGAUGGGACAGAGGGAGCUGAGGUGGCCUCUCCCCUGCCAGCCACGAGGGGCUCUGGUGGCUCACAGGCCAGCAGCUGGGUCCCUGCAGAACGAAGCAUGGUGAUUAGGAGCCCAAGAAGGAGGCAGGCGCCCAGGACCAGGCAGAGGCCGCCAGUCCCUCUCUGUCCCUCCCUGCCGUGGCUUCCUGCUCUCUCUGGCACAUGGAGGAGAUCUUCCUGUGUGUACACCCCAGGAGAACCAGGGCAGCCUUCUACCAAUUUGACUGAAGAAGCACCAUUCUGCAGAAGAAGAAUCGGGACCCAGGCUUUCCAGCUCCCAUCCGAGAGAUCUCUUCUGUGUGCCGGCUGCUGGUGUGUGACGAGAGCCCUAGAACCCAGCCCACUGCCCUGCCCUGCCCCAGAGACCUCCGGUGCACAGCGUUCACCUGCUGCCACGUCCCAGUGUCCCUCUGCUAGAGGGAAUGCUUGCAUCUACCUGCCGUGCCAAAGAUCUGUGCAGAGAGCCUUCUUCUGCACCCCAGCCCCGGGCGGUACCCUGGGCUCUGGCCACUUCCACAGGCGUCCCACUCAGUCCACGGUGGCACGCCAGCCCUGCGUCCUUGGCUCAGCCUGAGCUCUCUCUUGCAGGGCUUGAUUUGUGCCCCAACCUGGAGGAAGGUGGCAGUGCGGAGAAAGGGAGGUGGGAGAGGACCACCCCUAUGUGAGGCCCUCCGCGUGGGAGGCCCAGCAUGGUUUUCCUGCGGUUUGGACCCUGUUGAUCAACUUGUUUGUGGAGCUGCUUUACGGGGUCUGACUACCUUUCCAAAGACACAGCUGACUGGUUUUCUUUCUGACUCGCCUCUGGUUUCAGUGACAUUUUCAGGCAUUUUGUAAGCACCUACUGCGUCUCAGACGCUGGGUAGACCAGGGUGUGGGGGCUCCAACACGGGCUGUGAAGAGCUCCACGCUUUGUCCACUGAAGGAUUAUCAGUGGCCUCACGUCCCUCUCCCACCGGGGUCAGCCAGGGGGACCAGACCUGCUCUGCCCUCCUGUGGGUAGGACAUUUUCCUGCAAGUCAAAGAACUUGCCUUUUAGACUAUUCUAGCGCUGAUGGGAACUGUGGCCGUGGAAGCCCCUUCCUCCAUGGUGGCUGUUCUUUGCUGGGGUCACCUCUGUGGCCUGAGGACUCCUGUGUCUGCUCACUGCUGCAGUGGUAGACAUGCCCCCAGGCAAGUAAGCUGCCUGGGUCUCUAUGGCAGAGACCCUCCUCGCUGUUCUUGCUUGGGGACUUAGGUUUACGGUAUCCCGGACGAUGCUCACUAGUCUGGGAGCAACUGACGAAGCUUAUGCAGAAUUCCCUGGAGUCUUGGCCGGGAAAACAUCUGGGGCCAUCAACGACACUGUGCCACAUACCAACAGGUCAACUCACCGGCUCUUCACCAUGUCCCCUCCUUUAUUCUCGAGACAAUCCUGCAAGGGGAACAGGAGCCACUCGUGCACAGCGAUGCAUGGAGGGUGGAGUCCCGUGCCCCACCUCAUGCAAUCAGUGCCUCACUGGGACUCAGGUGGGGGGCUUGCUCUUCCUCGUGCCCUGACCUUCCUGCUCCUUCAGAGGUGAAAUGUGCACUGGGCUCCCAGGGGGCCAGUCUCUGAAGUUAGCUGUCACCACCCCUUGGUCAAACAUUUCAAUAGGUCACAAGAGAAGUGCCAGCCAAGGGUGGGCACUGGUGGGUUUUUGCCUACUCACUUCCGCUCACUGCCUUGUGCCGGCCACUUUAUCUUACAAGCUGGGGCAGAUGUGCAGCUUGUCCUAGUGCCACCAAGUCUGAAAAAUCUGAAUUUGAGAACCACCACUUGUUAAAACAGGAUUUUGCUCCAAUUCUCUGCUGAGAAUCAGUCUUCACCAUUUGGUGACAUUGGCCUUUGUCCCAGGCUGAGACUUGGGGAGAGCUGAGCUCCAGCUCGAACCACUUUUCAUGCCCCCACCCUCCUAGGAAACUGCUAGAGCCACACCAGGCUUUCAGGGGUCAUUUGAGCCUCUGUCACAAGGUGCUGCAUAGAGUACGUUUCUAGGGCAAAGUUCUUAGCCUUAAAGUGUUUCUGAGCCCCCAGCGGUUUCAGUGCCAGGUGGAAAGUGGAGGAAUGAAUAGAUGUGCCACACUGAAGGACAGGCGCCAAACUGCCCAGGACUGGGGAAGAAUAUUGGGCCGAGAAUUGGACAGUACUUAUUACUAAGUACUUAUUACUAAGUGUAGUACUUAUUACUAAGUGUCCAUCCCUGAGUGGGCUACAGAGGAAACCACUCCUGCCCUCAAAUAGUUGGCAGCUGACAUGGUUAAGAAGAGGGCUGGGCGUGGCGCGGUGUGGAGUGCCUGCCUGGCACGUGCGUCCCACCCCAUCACUGCAGCAGCAACCCCACAACCUGACUGCCCUCCUUCCACUGUGCCCACCUCUUAAUGGGCACCUUGCAGCCUAGCCAUGGGUGACCUCUUUGUCCCAUCCUCUCAGGGCUCUUGUGUGCAGUGCAGACAGCCGUCCAUACCUUAGACCAAAGAUUCCCCAGCAGCAGCGGGACCUGGCCCAAGUGAGCAGGAGAUGGGUUUGCAGGGAGGCCUGAGGGUGAGGGCGCUCUGCUUCCCCUGGUAGGAACUGCUCCCACCUGGAGUAGGGUCCCCUGCAGAGCUGCAGAGGUCCAGCCAGGCUCCACCCCCUCACCUGCCCACGGACCACCCUCCGAGUGUCCCUCUGCCUCCCCCUGCUGCAUGGCCAUCCUGUUCUGGUGCUAGCCUGCAAGGCCUCCAGCCCCCCGUGGCUCAACAUUCUGCCUUCCUGAUUUUGUCUCUCCUGCGAAGGAAGCCUUCUUGGCCCCAGAGAGGGGGCUCAGCCUCUUUGGUCCUUGGAAGGACCAGAUCGUGCCAUAGCCGGUGGCCUUUGCUUUCAAUAUUGAAAAAAAAAGGCCCCGGGGCUAACAUAGCAGUAGCAAUUCUAAUGCAAUGGAGGAUUCUAGUCCACCCCAGCGUGCCUGGCUGUGCCUUGUGCCCAGUAACUAAUAGCACCCCACUGGGUAACUAGUAGCACCCCACUGAGACAGGACCUUGAGUUACAAGCCACGCCUUCUGCUCCAGGAAGCCUCAGGUCACUGGGUCACUUCUCAUCCCUCCAGGGCUCUGGGCAGCAUUGCCGCAGCUGGUGUCUCGUGGGACGAUGCUGGGGAUCCCUGGGUACCUCAACACCGCCCAUACCCUUGUGGAAAAGUGACAGGUUCCUUCUGACACAAAAGCAAACACUGAGUGUCUGAUGUGAGGGGCACCUAGCUGUAGCAUGCAGAGACUGUCACCUGACCAGUAGGCUUGUUCUUUGGUUUUUGUUUUUAAUAAAUAAAAAGUGCUUGACUGGUUUCAAGCCUCGCUGUGAGAA